Molecule: messenger RNA, 400 nt
Organism: Phyllotreta striolata
Lineage: Eukaryota; Metazoa; Arthropoda; Insecta; Coleoptera; Chrysomelidae
Source: the annotation of a GenBank genome assembly
GAAAUUUUGUCCAGAACUGUUGUUCGAACAAAAUCCUGCAAUUUUGCCAACUAUUUAUGAUUUGAAUGUUUCAUACGUAACGUCAAAAUUCAUGUAAAUGUAAUCAAUAUCCUUGAAGAUUUCAUUUUAAUGGGAAUUGGAUUAGCAGGAUGGAGAAGCAUCAAUUUCGAGGAGAGGAAGGUAAAAGUGAUGUGAAGGUGAAGAAACAGCCAUUUCAUGAACAAGAAAAGAUUAUUUUAGAAAAACAGCAGUUUCAAGAGCAAUAUCAACCUAGUCAAUUAAGUUUAUUAGGAGUAUUAGCAUCAACUGUAGGAGUAACUGUUCUUCUGGUUCUGUUAUGCAAAUAACAAGUAAUGAAGCCUCUUAAAAUUGUAAUUUCUUUGGAUUAUAUUAAAUAACU